Saccostrea echinata is the source of this 2654-nucleotide messenger RNA. RefSeq names its product H(+)/Cl(-) exchange transporter 6-like. Gene Ontology annotation, molecular function: voltage-gated chloride channel activity. The record is from RefSeq and is a predicted model, not a curated record. The transcript is spliced from 24 exons. Gene Ontology annotation, cellular component: lysosomal membrane; intracellular membrane-bounded organelle. NCBI's taxonomy places the organism in Eukaryota, Metazoa, Mollusca, Bivalvia, Ostreida, Ostreidae. Gene Ontology annotation, biological process: chloride transport; transmembrane transport. The coding region runs from base 54 to 2483 and encodes 809 amino acids.
UCGUGUCCUCAGUAAGAUAACAGGGUCCAGAUUUUUAGAGUUUGUAAACAAUAAUGACGGAGGAGGAUAUAUACUGUGACUGCUCCUGUUGUUCUUUGUCCCCUGUGCGGGGGACUGGUGAAGACCAUGGGGACCAGCCAGAACCACAGAGCCAAGAAAUGCGCCCUCUUUUAAGAAACAGACACAGAACCACAGAGGAUCACUUACCGAGGAAAGAUUUUGAGAGCUUAGACUAUGACCGAUGCUUUAACAAGCCAUACGAAGAGUAUCUAAGAAGAUCAGAUGAAAAUAAGUCAUCUACAAGAGUCGAGGUUAUAAAAUGGAUUGUGACUUUUAUGAUAGGAUUUUUGACUGGAAUGGUUGCUUUAUUCAUAGACUAUAUUGUGAAACUGUUGUCUUCUGUUAAAUUCAGUGUCGUUGAAGAUUCUAUAUCAACGUGUUCCCAACAUGGAUGUCUUGUUGUGUCUCUGUUGUUUUUGCUGUUAUUCAACGUUGGUUUUUCCAUAAUUGCUUCUUUUCUGGUUGUCACGGAGCCUGUGGCGGGAGGUUCCGGUAUCCCUGAGAUUAAAUGUUACCUGAAUGGGGUGAAGAUACCCCGUGUUGGCCGCCUGAUGACCCUCAUUUCCAAAGCCGUGGGUGUACUCUUCAGUGUGGCGGGAGGUUUAUUUGUGGGAAAGGAGGGCCCUAUGAUUCACAGUGGAGCUAUCAUAGGAGCAGGUGUCCCCCAAUUUCAAAGUAUUGCGUUCAGAAAGAUCAAUAUUAAAAAGUACAGCUUUUUCAGAACAGAUCGAGACAAGAGAGAUUUCGUGUCCAGCGGAGCAGCAGCAGGUGUUGCAGCUGCAUUUGGAGCCCCAAUUGGCGGGGUGUUGUUCAGUCUUGAGGAGGGGUGUUCCUUCUGGAACCAGAAACUCACAUGGCGAUCUUUUUUUUGCUCCAUGGCUGCGACAUAUAGCUUGAAUUUCUUUCUCUCUGGGAUCAACACAGGAAACUGGGGAUACUUUUAUCUCCCUGGACUCAUCAAUUUUGGAGUGUUUAAGUGCACUAAUGAGAGUGGUAUAGGAUGCCAUCUUUGGAAUGCCGCAGAUUUAGUCGUCUUUAUUUUUAUGGGACUGCUUGGUGGUGUAUUUGGCGCUCUCUUUAACACCAUAAACCUACUUCUAACAAAGCACAGAAUGAAACAUGUCCAGAAGAAACACAAAGGUAUCAGGAUCCUUGAAGCUGUGCUGGUUGCAGCAGUCACCACCACUGUAUCUUUCUCAGCAGCUAUGCUUCUAGGACAGUGCAGAGACAUGCCUUCCAGCAAGGGAAAUGGAACAAUGUCAGUGAUUGACGAUUCUGUGAGAACAUAUUUUUGUCCUGAAGGCUCUUAUAAUGACAUGGCCACCCUUUUCUUUAAUUCUCAAGAAGAAGCAAUCAAACAGUUGUUUCAUCAAGAAGGUAAAUUUAGCCUAGAAACUCUGGGUCUGUUCUUCCUCUUCUUUUUUAUCCUUGCCUGUUGGACAUAUGGCGUUCAUGUUCCCAGCGGUUUGUUUGUCCCUUCUCUUCUCUGUGGAGCCGCUUAUGGACGCUUUGUUGCCACAGUGCUUGUUCAAAUUGGAUAUGCCAAUCAUGAAAACUCAGGCACCUUUGCAUUAAUUGGUGCAGCAGCAUUUCUCGGCGGUGUGGUCAGGAUGACUAUAAGUCUAACAGUAAUUAUGAUAGAAUCCACCAAUGAAAUCAGUUAUGGAUUGCCAAUAAUGCUUGUAUUGAUGGUCGCCAAGUGGUGUGGUGACUACUUUAAUGAGGGUAUAUAUGAUAUACAUAUCAAAUUAAGAGGAGUCCCUCUUUUAGAAUGGGAAGUUCAUCAUGGAACAGAAAGGCUAAAAGCACGGGAUGUCAUGGACAAAUCGCUGAGUUACGUGUUUACAAUAUCACGUGUAUCGUCUCUGAUACGCAUGCUCCGGACAACUGUUCACAACGCAUUCCCAGUUGUCUCAAGAGCCAAAAGCAUGAAUAAUAAUGAAGAAGAUGCAAGUAAGAUAGAGGAUUACAAUGAAGAGACAGAGGAAAGUGAUAUUGGCAGCUCAAUCACACAAAAAUGGCGUUUUAAAGGCUUAAUUAUGAGACACACACUUGUCGCUCUACUGGAUAGAGAUGUGUUCUUUCAAGAACACAAUGGGAGGACCUCACAGCCUGACGUUUCUUAUGAAGAUUUGACAAAGGAUUAUCCGCGAUAUCCUGAUAUACACGACAUCACCAAGCUUUCUGCCAUUCCACAAGACGCGCUUAUGGACAUCAGUGGGUACAUGAAUCCGUGUCCAUAUACAGUGUACCCAAAUACACCUGUACCCCAGGUGUUUAACCUGUUUCGAAGUAUGGGUCUGCGGCACUUGCCAGUUGUUGAUCACACAGGCUUUUUGCUGGGAAUAAUAACACGUCACAACUUAACUCAUGAGUACCUAGAAAUGUGCAAAGAACAAAACGAAGAAUCCACUAACGAAUGAUAACCUGCCAGGAUUCUUAGAGCAAGCUCUGUCUUCACUUAGUAAAAUAUUGAUACAUCUCGUAUCUUAUGACUCUUAUGAUAAAGUACAUUGUAUACAGAUUGCAUGUAUUCUGUGUAAUGAACAAGUUAAUGUUGUUUUUAUUUAUGAAAUAAAUUGCUUCACAGUGUA